Amoebophrya sp. A25 is the source of this 305-nucleotide messenger RNA. NCBI's taxonomy places the organism in Eukaryota, Dinophyceae, Syndiniales, Amoebophryaceae. The record is from the annotation of a GenBank genome assembly.
GUUCUUUCCAUACGAAGACGCGCCUGCAUCCAGCUGGUUUGCCGGGGGAGUCUUCAAGCAAAAUAGCAAGGCUGUCGGGAUGUGUUCAAGGCCAGAGCUGGGGCUCUUUUUCGGCAUCAUGGACCCGGGCGAUUAGUUUGAGGAGAGACCGACGCCCGCAAGUUCGCGCGCCCGCUAUAGCUAUGGCAAGAGUGGUGGGAAGGCAUGGCGCCAGCGAUUGGCGGCCACAAGGCUACAACGCACAGAAAAAGGGGAGGGCGUUCCCCCAUGCCAAUGCAAUGCUUGGGUGGCUGCGGCUGAACUGA